GUCGCGCGGACGGGGCCGAGCCGCGGGUGCCGGGAGGUGGCCGGGCCACCCGCGCCGCCGCCCCCCAGCCUGACGCACGGAGGGCCGGGCAGCGAUUUGCCGCGGGCCCGCCGCCCGGGCCGCUCCGCCCCCGGCCCGCCUCCCUCCCGCCUCGCCCAGCUCUCCGCCCGCCGCGCCGGCGUCCCCGCGUCGUCCCCAGCGCCCGCCAGCCCGGCCCGCGCCAGCCAGCAUUUGAAAAAUAUUCUGCCUACCGUGGUGUCUGAAGAGAGGCCUGCUGCCAUUUGAAUUGUUUUUCAGAACACCGGAAGCAAGAUCUUGGGAGAAGAGAGAUGAUCACAGCCCAGAGAAACGCUGCCCCGGCAAAGCCAGGACGACCCGUAGCAGGCAGGAGUGAGAUGGAGGCCUCGGUGAUACUGCCCAUCCUGAAGAAAAAGCUGGCCUUCCUGUCAGGAGGGAAGGACAGGCGCAGCGGCCUCAUCCUGACGAUCCCGCUAUGUCUUGAGCAGACGAACAUGGAUGAGCUGAGCGUCACUUUGGACUACCUACUCAGCAUUCCAAGUGAGAAAUGUAAGGCCAGAGGAUUCACUGUGAUCGUGGACGGCAGGAAGUCUCAGUGGAAUGUGGUGAAGACGGUCGUCUUAAUGCUGCAGAAUGUUGUUCCGGCUGAGGUAUCCCUUGUAUGUGUAGUGAAGCCAGAUGAAUUCUGGGAUAAGAAAGUAACCCACUUUUGUUUUUGGAAAGAAAAGGAUAGACUUGGCUUUGAGGUUAUUUUAGUGUCUGCCAAUAAGUUGACUCGUUACAUAGAGCCAUGCCAGUUGACAGAAGACUUUGGUGGGAGUCUUACCUACGAUCACAUGGACUGGCUAAAUAAGAGGCUGGUCUUUGAGAAGUUUACGAAGGAGUCUACGUCAUUGCUAGAUGAACUUGCUCUGAUUAACAAUGGAAGUGAUAAGGGGAACGAGCAGGAGAAGGAAAGGUCUGUGGAUUUAAACUUUCUUCCAUCUGUUGAUCCUGAGACAGUUCUUCAGACAGGGCAUGAGUUGUUAUCUGAAUUACAGCAGCGUCGAUUUAACGGUUCUGAUGGCGGGGUCUCGUGGUCUCCUAUGGAUGAUGAGCUGCUCGCACAGCCACAGGUUAUGAAGUUGUUAGAUUCACUCCGGGAGCAGUACACGCGCUACCAGGAAGUCUGCAGGCAGCGCAGUAAGCGCACACAGCUAGAGGAGAUCCAGCAGAAGGUGAUGCAGGUUGUGAACUGGCUGGAAGGGCCUGGAUCUGAGCAGCUGAGAGCACAGUGGGGCAUUGGUGACUCCAUCAGGGCUUCCCAGGCCCUGCAGCAGAAGCACGAGGAGAUUGAGAGCCAGCACAGUGAGUGGUUCGCAGUCUAUGUGGAGCUUAACCAGCAGAUUGCAGCGCUCUUGAAUGCCGGGGACGAGGAAGACCUGGUGGAAUUGAAGUCUCUGCAGCAACAGCUCAGCGAUGUUUGCUACCGACAGGCCAGUCAGCUAGAGUUUAGGCAGAAUCUCCUACAGGCAGCUUUGGAAUUUCAUGGUGUGGCCCAAGAUUUGUCUCAGCAGUUGGAUGGCUUACUAGGCAUGUUGUGCGUGGAUGUGGCACCGGCUGAUGGAGCAUCAAUUCAGCAGACUUUAAAACUGCUUGAAGAGAAGUUGAAAAGUGUUGAUGUGGGAUUGCAAGGCUUGCGAGAAAAAGGCCAAGGUCUCCUGGAUCAGAUCUCCAAUCAGGCCUCCUGGGCCUACGGGAAGGACGUGACUGUGGAAAAUAAAGAAAACGUGGACCACAUACAAGGCGUGAUGGAAGACAUGCAGCUUAGAAAACAAAGAUGUGAGGACAUGGUGGACGUGCGGAGGCUAAAGAUGCUUCAGAUGGUGCAAUUGUUUAAGUGUGAAGAGGAUGCUUCCCAGGCAGUGGAAUGGCUAAGUGAACUUCUGGAUGCCCUGCUGAAGACCCACAUCAGACUGGGUGAUGACGCUCAGGAAACGAAGGUUUUACUGGAAAAGCAUAGGAAAUUUGUCGAUGUUGCACAGAGCACUUACGACUACGGCAGGCAGUUGCUGCAGGCCACGGUUGUUCUGUGCCAGUCCUUGCGCUGUACGUCCCGGUCCUCAGGGGACACACUUCCUCGGCUGAACAGAGCGUGGAAGCAGUUUACAGUAGCGUCGGAAGAGAGGGUGCAUCGCUUGGAGAUGUCGAUUGCCUUCCACUCAAACGCUGAAAAGAUUUUGCAAGACUGCCCAGAGGAGCCUGAAGCAAUUAAUGACGAGGAGCAGUUUGAGGAAGUUGAAGCAGUUGGGAAGUCACUGCUGGAUAGACUCACUGUCCCCGUGGUUUACCCUGACGGAACUGAACAGUAUUUUGGGAGUCCAAGUGACAUGGCUUCUACUGCCGAGCACAUCAGAGACAGAAUGAAACUGGUCAGUCUCAAAAGGCAGCAGCUGAGACAUCCCGAAUUGGUGACCACGGAAAGCUAAUAUCCCCAGCUCCCACAGAUCUGCAGGUCAUAUGCCCACACGUCACUGGUGGCACGGCUGUGUUAUCCACAGCUCAUUAAGAUGCAUUUCCCAGCAGGAUAAGCCUCCUUUCUUCCCACAACACGUCUCUCUAAAUGCUAACACCUCUUGGCUACCGAAGCAUAAUCACGUAAUGUGCUGUGAUGCUCUAGACUCCAGGUACCUUAACAGAAGGAACUGUAAACACUGCACUGGGUCCUUGCUUUCACGCUUUUACCUGACUUGGCCAGUUUGUAGAUGAACAACUGAUAAUAAGCUUUUGAAUGGUGCUAAUCGGAGCUUAGGAAUUCUCUGUAAGAACAUGGUUGCCCUUCCUCCCCAGGUGAUGUAGAAUAUUUAGACCAUAGUUAGACUGUUAGUGGAUAGUGGCGUCCUCAAAAUUUCACUCUGUAAUUCUUCAAAAUUGAUUAUUUUUAUUGUCUAUAUGAAGAAAACCCUCCAGGUCUUUGACAUAUCCUAUUCAUUGGAAGACAUUUUCCUAUUGCAGUUAUAAUGUAUUAAAAGUUGUCUGUGCCUCAUAAAAGUCUUCUUCAAGCUUCUCACUUAAUUUGGUUAGUUACAUCCCGAUUCUAAACGUGAGUGCCUUACUAAAAGGCCAUUCUUAGGGUUGUGAGGAUGGGCUAGUCAUUUGGUUUUAAUGGUGGCUGCAUGUAUUUUAGGCAGAAAUUUCAUAUGUAUGCAUGUGUAUAUAUUAAAAAAUAAGCAUGUUUAUUGUGAAAAGAUUAGACCUUUAAGAACAAUAAUAGAAGACUAUUUUUAAUUUUUCUCUUGAAAAAUACUGUCCAAAUAGUUAACUACUCUAAAGAUGGUUGUCUUUGGGGAAGGAGGGCUGAGGAUGAAGGUAUGCUUAACUAUUUCAAUGUAAUCUUUUAUAUCACAGUAAUUGCUCUGGAACUAAAGCAGAAAUUGUUAAUAAUAUUUAAUAUCUCAUGACGCUAGAGACAAAAUCAUCCUGAAGAAGUCUAGUCACAAAAACUACAGAUCUUUAGAAAUAAAAUUUGUCAUAAAAUGGUAAUGCUUUUUAUGUUUGUAUUAAGUUAUAAAAUGUAUAUAAUUUAACAUCGUGUUAAUUUUUAUUUUAGAAGAUUUUUUUAAAGGUGAAAACCAACUGGGCUUAUGAUCAGUACAGAAUUAUGCAAAGAAUUGUAUGCUGGUUUGUUUUUGCAGUCUAUAGUGAUGCUCACAUACUCUCCUGUGCUAAAGCCAGUUUUCUCCAGCCUCUUCUCUGCCAGCCUUGAAGAAUUCCAUGUUCCUUGUCCGCCGUUCUCAUCACUCUCUCUGCAAACCUUUCUGUUAGCUGUUACACCUCACUCUAUGAGAACCUGUUCUUUUGAAAAUCAGCCGUAGUCUUCCAGUUACCGAAUCAAAUGCUUUCUAUCUGUCCCAUCGCAUCCCUUACUCUGUAUUCCUGGCAUCUCCCAAAGCCAUCUUUCAAGGAUUGUAUCUCUGCCAUCACCGUGAGUGUAGAUCUGGACUCAUUGAGAACAGGUCUCUUGCACAUGCACACUCGGCUGCUGUCCUGGGCUCAUGUAAGACAUCUCAUCCCCAGUGCCCUCCCGCGUUACCCGUCUGAUCUAAAUGCACAGCUUUCAGCCAUCUUCCUGCCAUUUUCACCUAAAUGAAGGAUGCGUCCUUGUCUCUUUUACCUGGAGUAGUUUUGAUUAAUGGUGCCACAGUGUCCAGGGCAAAUAUUCAAUUGCUCCCACGUCUCACACUGCCACUGCCUCUGGCACCAUCCAGAAGUUCUCUCUGUACUUGUAACCCUCCUUCAGGGCUUUCCUCCGGUGACUCUUUCAGUCUCACGACGGUGCUGAGUCUUUCCUAUCCUGUCCUACGGUCCUUCAUGGACUUCACUGUUGUCCCACGUGUCAUGUGCCUAGACCUUGCCUUGUGUUUAACGUGCUUGGUCCUCAACGUGUGUGUCAGUGUGGGCGUUAGUAAUAAUUCCUCUUCUGCUGUGGUCUGGGGUGUAUGAAAACAGUGGUGCUUCCUAGAGUCGGGCUGACUUGCAGAUCUGCUUCUGUGGAGUGUGUAUGUUAGAUCCUUAGACAUGCAACUUUAAAUGCUUGUUUCUUAUAUUCAGUAUCUGUUUCUUACACUGAAUUUCAGAGUUGCCAGUGUUUUCAUUAUGAAUGUAAUUAUAUCAUCAGCUCACGGAUGCAAAAUUCCAAAUGAGUUAAGUUCAAUGCACCUUAAGCUCUCUUUCCUUUUAAAAACGUAAAGUAAGAUAAAAUAUGGAAAUGCCAUGUGUGAUUUGAAUAGUCACAUACAGCAAGAUACACGAAUAGUCACUCUUGAUUGGCAGAUGUCCUGCCCCUCUGUUUGUGUGUCUUUGUUAUGAAUAAAAAAGUUAUGAAUAAAAACCCAGCAAUGCCCCAGACCGAUUUCUUAUAUGGUCACAGUUCACCUAGAGGACACAUGAAGGAUGUGACUUCAGUCUGUUCUUUUGUUUUGUUUUGUUUUUGUUUUUUGGUUUGUUUUUUUUUUUUUUUGGUUUUUCGAGACAGGGUUUCUCUUUGUAGCUUUGGAGCCUGACCUGGAACUAGCUCUUGUAGACCAGGCUGGCCUCAAACUCCCAGAGAUCCACCUGCCUCUGCCUCCCGAGUGCUGGGAUUAAAGGCGUGCGCCACCACCACCUGGCUUUCAGUCUGUUUGGAAUCUCAGGCCUUUGCUAUGUUGAUGCUGACCUUGGCUUCCACGUGUAAUUGAAAAGAAAUACAUCUUUCUCACUGGUUCAGUGCCAUAGCCCCUACAUCACUGUAGUUCCUCCUAGGGAUUGACUGACAUGUUAGCUGGGCGACUUUUAUUAGGUUGUGUCUGUCUGCCUUUUCUCUUUUCGUUCCUGUGUGAACUCGUAGACAGUGGCGGUUCGGUGUCUUCUCUUAGUGCUCUCUGACGCAGCAGAGCUGUGAUGGAGAGACGAUAGCUUUCUUUACAUCAGUUUGGCUCUGUUCCCAGUUCUCACUGCUUUGACCUUACUGUACAAGGGUGAUCGUUAGUGAUAUUGGUGAAACUGCUCAGCCUGCUCACGCAGGUUCAGUACUGCAGAGCUGAGUGGAUCUCUUGCUCCAUUGGGAUUUAAAUCGGCUUGAAUGUUACCUACUUGUCACUUCUUUACUUUCAGGUGAUGUGUGGUGUGGUGUGAGGAUUGUUACUGCCAUCCUCACUGAGAACAUGUCAAGUUGCGUUUUUGACAGUGCUAAGCAAAUCAUACUCUCUCAUCUAAACCCCUCUGCAUGCAAUGGAAUGAUUGUCAGGUGGGCUGAAUAUAUCCCGGCGCACAGGAUACCUGGAAGAGGUCAUCCGCCUUUCUUUUAUGUGCUGUAUAACUUUCCAGAAGAGAUUUGGUAUUCUUGUGUGGCUCUCACAUCCUAACUCAAGCACACUUAGUCGUAAGAAAACCAUGAUGGCUGCUAACAACUAAUGCUAUUCUAGCUGGUGCAAAUCUGUACAUCUGGAGUCUGUAUAGAAGGCACAGGUAGAGAAAAGCAUCAGUAAAUAGGCUGUGAUCCGCAACAAGGUUUGUGCAGUGCUCGUACCUUUGAUUAAGCACCGAAAGGAAAAGGUCUCUAGGAUUUAAAAAGAUGUGUGAAGACAGCCAAAACAGUUAACCGAGUUAACAGACUUAGCAGUGCUACCUUUCAGCUCUAGAAGUAAAGAGUCUCAGUUGAGAGCAGAACGUAUUUUCUGAUACGCAGCCAACAGAUAUCUUGGUGAAACGACAUGGAUAGCAUUUGACACUCCUUGACUUCCUGAAAUCAAUAUAUGUCAAUAAAUAUCCCCAAAGCUCUAAAAUUUGGAAUGCGCAAGUCAUCAAUUUCAAUAAUGAAACAUAGUAAUCUACAGAAGUAUUGAGGAUUGAAGGGGCAUGAACAGUGGAAGGUAUCAUUGCUGUAAUCCUACAGAGUAGGAAAUAAUACUCCUUAAUCUUGCUCUGCCUCAAGUGGCAUUCAUGGAGUAGUAAAGAGGGUGUAUGUUUAUCCUCUCUACUCCACAUUCCCUUCAGCCCUGCCCCUUCACCCCUACCCAUAUCUCACCAAUGGAUAAGGAAAUGUGCAUUUAGAUUACCUGCGGAAGUACAGAGGGUGGAGCUAGUGCCCGCUUCAGUAGAAUGAAGCUUUAAAACUGACAGUCUCUUCUGGGGACGAUGACAGAACGUCAAGGUGGACGAUACCGCACAAGUAUCUUCUGUGCUGUGUUUGACAGGGCAUGAGACAACUCCAUUAGCUCCAUUAAUUAACACAAGCCGAAGAAAGUUGUGGUUGGAGUGUAUUAAGAAGGAAACAAAUUUAAAGCCAAGAGUGUAAGUCUGAGGAGAUUUGUAGAAUCUCCCAGUACUGGGGUAAAUACGGCGUGAGUCCACCAUUAGUGCUGGUCUCGCUUAGAGAAGAGGCGAUUUGACAGACAGGCAGUGCUGACAAUGGGGAAAGACCAGUCCUGUAAUGGAGACUUAGAAAUGGGGUGUCCCAUGAUGGUGCCAGUCUGUGGAGGUGACGCUCAGUGUGACUCAAUGCCCCAGCAGGAGUUUGUAGCGCAUGUGAGAAUAAACGCUAAUCUGUGUACCAGGACACAGCAGAACCUGUGCUCGGGCACGAAGAGCUCAGGAAAGCCAGUGCUGAAACUAAAUAUUAUGAAAGCUGGGGAGUAAAUGUUUCAAAGAAUCGAGAUUAUUUUUGUGAGAACUCUUUAUGAGGCGAGAUGCAGUAUAUGAGUCUUAUAUGUCAUGAUACAGGAAUUCUAAACAUGGCUAAAAAUAGUGACUGUUGGGCAUUUAGAGCAGAGGUGGGAAGGGCUUGAAGUAAGACAUGUGGAACACGGGGGCCGUGCGCGCUGAGGCUGGUUCCCAGUGAACCAUAAUCGAAUGCAGAGUCCUUGGACUGGCCGGAUAGGGUGAAGGCGCCUGUCCUUUGAAGGCAGUGGCUGCUCACUCUGCAGGGUGAAGCCUCACCCCCGUGUGUUUUGUUUUCUGACUGAUUUAGUUGAUUAGAUGGAGCACAAACAAGUCUUACUUUUGUCAUUUCUCCAAAGAAUGUCUUCAUCUUGGCCCGGUGUUAGUCCUCACAGCCAGUUCAGUCGCUUGAGUGACAUCGGGGUGGAUGGACUUCUCAGCUCAAAAUACCGCUUGGGCAGUUUUUCACCAGAGUAGAUUGGGAACUGAUGAUCACCUCACACUCUAAAGAGAAGCGUAGUUUUCUAAAUUGGCACAAAAUAGUAUUUGGUGGCAAUGAUUUUCUAAGGGCCUUUUAGGGAGUAAAUGGCAACAUUUUAUUAUAAAAAUUUAAAGUCCAUGAAAUUUAAAAUGAUUUCAUAGUGUCCUCACCACUUGGGCGUUAGUGCAUAUUGCCUUAUCACAUGCCCUUCCGUCUGUCCAUCCACCCAGAUUAUUUUUGAUGUAUGUAAAAUUGCAAGCUCCUGUAUACUUCCUUCUGAACACUUCGGCUUACCUCUUGCUCAUAGCUUUCUUUUGCUGUGAAAUCUACCUGGAGAGAACAUUCCCAUGCCCUGUGUGUUCUUAAAUACGUGAGUGCGACGUAGAGGAAAACCUAUUCUAGAAAGUUCUCCCCAAUCCCUGACCCCACAUGACCCAAGCGCUGCUCUUUUUCCAACUGUAAGUUAGACUGUUCUGUUUUAGAACUUGAUUAGCAUCUCAUGUCAAGUACUCCCUUUGAUAAGCCUUCUUCACUACCAUAUUUGGGAGAUUUAUCCAUGGAGUUGGUUUUAUUAAUUCAUUUUUGUUUUAUUGCUGAGUUGUGUUCCCAUUGAUUGUAUAUUACCACGUGUUUUUCCAGUUUCUUAUUGGCUAAUGGGGCUGUUGGCAGGAGUGUCAAUCACCAACAAAGCUGCAGUGAUUAUUCUUACAUACGUCUGUGUGAAAAUAGUUGUUCAUUCACUCAUGGCUAAAUAGUUAAAAUUGCUGGCUUGUAGGAGUGUUUUUAAAAAGAAACUACCAUUCACUUUCCCAACAUGAUUGUUCUGUGCUCUGAUUUUUAUAUUUUGAAUGUGUAAAAAGGUGUAGACUAUUUUUUUCUGAUUGCCGUGUUUAAAUAGUAAAAGAAGUUGGGGUAGAAAUGAUAUCAUUCAUGUUUGAAUGUGGUAGUUGGCAUUUGAGGGAAGUAAGGGAGCCUGUCUGCCACAAAGUAGCUCCCCAAGAGGUUCCUAAGACGUGAAAUUUUAGAAUUAGCUCCACUCUGUAAAAGGUCAGGCUCUAAGCAUGCAAACAUAUUAGCUAGAAGAAACGGCACGAGCUCAGUUAUCUUACAUUUACCACACGCUCAGUAGGGAAAGUAAGGUCCAUCAUUGAGUAGUAAUGAAGAACACUUUGUGAUGGAAGUGGAGUGGACCAGAAACAAGAACAUAUACAAGAGUCAGUUCCUGGUACCACAGCAUGAAGAAGACCCCUGUUUAGGGAGUACCCCCGUGGUGGUCAGGAAAGCAGAAACCAGGACGGCAAGAACUCUACCUCACAGUUUUACGUAGCGGAUAGGUGUGCUGUUGUAGACUUCUAACCUGUAAAGGUCAUCGUUCUCAUCUUUUCAGCCCAGCUGUGUUUGUUUCGUACUUGGUGACAGUUUCUCUGCUGUGUGCCGUCCCCCUCUUCUGUUCAUUACACAGAGUAUUCGCCUAUAAAGUUAUGAUCAUUAUAUGUUUCUGAUACCCAUGUUCAAAAAUACCAGUGUGUGAUUUAUCUAACCUUUCUUACAGGAUUUCUAAGGGCUGGGAGAUUUGGCCUCUGUUGUACAUCCUUAUAAUGUGCCCAAAUUGUAAAUAUGCAAUAAAACCUUAAAAACAAUGGCAGCAGAUUUUGGUAUGUAUUUCUUUGCUAUUAAACAAGUUUGAUUUUUGUAAAUAAAGAUUGUUCAUAAGAUCUAGGUAGAAUUUAGUCAU
Molecule: messenger RNA, 9410 nt
Organism: Chionomys nivalis (European snow vole)
Lineage: Eukaryota; Metazoa; Chordata; Mammalia; Rodentia; Cricetidae
Gene: Sestd1
Product: SEC14 and spectrin domain containing 1
Exons: 20
Coding region: 330-2486 (718 amino acids)
Source: RefSeq, a predicted model, not a curated record